This is a messenger RNA of Drosophila santomea, 1178 nucleotides long. RefSeq names its product male accessory gland serine protease inhibitor. Lineage: Eukaryota; Metazoa; Arthropoda; Insecta; Diptera; Drosophilidae. Bases 762 to 1082 code for a protein of 106 amino acids. The record is from RefSeq and is a predicted model, not a curated record. The transcript is spliced from 2 exons. Gene Ontology annotation, molecular function: serine-type endopeptidase inhibitor activity.
CGACAUUUUUUUUUACUUCGCCAGCUGAUUACUCUCAGACUUUACAGAUUAAGGAGAACUUUGGUAACUAAUUCUGUAAAAUCUUAAUUGAUUCACAUUUAAUGGUGGAUUCAUUAUAUGGCUAUAAAAUACGCGACGGACUUCGUUUCGGUCUGCCGAUCCUUCUUUUUGUGUUCAUCGCUCUGGCAACCAAUUCUUUGGCUCUAAAAAAUGGUUCGCUCGUAUUUGAUAGUGGGUUUUGCAGGGCAAGUAUCGAACGUUGGACUUAUGAUUAUAUAAAUAAUGAAUGCUUUGCUUUUAAAUACGAUGGAUGGAUGUGGUGGCAACGCAAAUAAUUUUUAUUUCAAAGAACAGCGUAUAGAUAAUUGCGUGGAAUAAUGUCUUUAUCAUAAUACCUGUAGAAUUAAGAUUGUAUGCGUACGAAACAUAACACACUGCUCGUUUCAAACUUUUUCUAUAAGAAAUGUAAGCAUUUAUUAAUAUGAUAGUGUACUUUUAUAUAAAACACAAAACUUACCUUAUCGAAUGUAUGGCGCAAUCUGAGCUUGAUACCGAUACCGUUUGUAAUUUAGCCUGAAGAACAUUAUACUUGUACUCUAUUAUGUGCAAAUAGAAUAGAUGUGCAAAUGGACUGACAUCUGUACUUGUGUGACAGUUCUUUGCUAUCUGCCCACAUUCUAUGUAUAUAAGGCUGGCUGGCCUGGAAGAUAAGCCAAAGCCAUUUUCCUCCCGAUUUCUAGGUAUAUGUGUAGCUCUAUAAAAUGCUGGACAUGCAUUGUGUGGCCUACCAGAGUUCAACUGGAGUUUUGUUCAAAAUGAAGUAUAUUGCCUUUGUUGCCAUCGCCAUUCUGCUGAGUCUGUCCAGGAGUCGUUGUUGGGUGGACGCCAAGCCAGAGAUGUGCCAGCAGCCUUCGGCGAUGGCGGGCAUGGCACAGGAUGGAGCUGCCUGUUUGGCUUAUAUGCCCGUCUGGACAUAUGAUGCCUCCAAGAACGCCUGCACUGAAUUCAUGUUCGGUGGCUGCGGUGGAAACUCCAAUCAGUUCUCUAACCAGAGAGAAUGCGAAAAGGCCUGCAAGGACUAGGGAAGCACCGAUACGGGCAAAACCCACCACUUGAAAUGAAAACAAUUUUGUAACCCAAAAGCCAAAACAAACAACCGGCAAUCUUGUUUCGCAAAU